This is a messenger RNA of Rubroshorea leprosula, 475 nucleotides long. The record is from the annotation of a GenBank genome assembly. NCBI's taxonomy places the organism in Eukaryota, Viridiplantae, Streptophyta, Magnoliopsida, Malvales, Dipterocarpaceae.
UUUCCCUGCAGGCUCUAGUAGCACCGACUUCAUUGAUAGCUCAAAAUGCUGGAAUUGAAGGUGAGGUAGUGGUGGACAAGGUAAAAGCCAGUGAAUGGGAGAUUGGUUACAAUGCUAUGACAGACAAGUUUGAGAACUUGGUUAAAGCUGGAGUGAUUGACCCAGCAAAGGUGACAAGAUGCGCACUACAGAAUGCAGCCUCAGUUGCUGGAAUGGUCCUGACCACUCAGGCCAUUGUUGUGGAGAAGCCGAAGCCAAAGGCUCCUGCCGCUGCCGCCCCUCAAGGUCUAACCAUAUAAGUCACUGGUUAGGAUUUAAGAGAUGAAGACUGGUAUCAGUGCAGCGAAUUAUAAGAAAAUGUCUGAUAAUGCAUCCGGUUGUGGCACGGGUUUACAUUUUUGUUUGCGUUACGUAAUAACAUCAUCAACUGUGGCAUCACGAAUAUAGAGUCGGGCAGUGGAACACCACAGGAAUU